Schistosoma turkestanicum is the source of this 2086-nucleotide messenger RNA. The record is from the annotation of a GenBank genome assembly. NCBI's taxonomy places the organism in Eukaryota, Metazoa, Platyhelminthes, Trematoda, Strigeidida, Schistosomatidae.
UUGGCUUUCAUUAGUCGUGUUGUCUUAAUUCCUGUUUAUGAAAUUACUGAUUUGUGAUAUACUGAAGUCUUGAUCAAGCUGAUUGAAAUUAGCAUUUACGGGUCAUCUGAUAAUCAUGUUGAGAUUUUAUCAUCUGAUGCUUCUAUAAGUGCUUUUGAAAAUAUUCUUUAGGUUCUUUGCACGAUCUGACAACCUAUUUAUUUAACACGGGACAGACUGUGGAAUUCGAGGGAAAUUCCAACAUUACAAAGAACUUUUUAAAUUUUCGUAGUCAUACUCAUAAUGAGCGAAUUUCCAAGUGACAAACUCCUACCGGUCAAACUAUUGUGAAUUUUCCCAAAGUACGGGAAGACUAGUUUAAACACUAAUGUUUCCAUGUUCCGAUGACUUCCUUUAAUUAAGUUGAAAAUUCGGAGAAAUGUCUCAAAGCGUAGACAAAUUUUAAGACGACCUGUACGGCAAGUCCUCCGGCUUUUAAUGAAAGUGAACGGGCUAUCGUAACUAAGGAACAAACAGCAGCGAUAGGUUAAAGUAGAUAAAUGUUCAAACCCGAAUGAGGAAUCCGACUGUUAGCAUGACUAUUUCGGAAAAGGAUGGAACUACUAUUCACACUCAUUCCAGUUCUUUUUCUGCUGUUAAGUCCGGCACUUUGUCUCUUCAAUACCAAUGAUGACGUUAUUGAACUCACAGACCAAAACUUUGGGAAAGUAACGUCCAGCGACGAAUUAUGGUUUGUUAUGUUCUAUGCAUCUUGGUGUGGACACAGUAAAAACGCUGCACCGGACUGGAAACUGUUUGCUACCAAGCUUAAGGGUAUUAUAAAAGUUGGUGCGGUUAAUUCUGAAAACAACCCUGCAACAACUCAAAGAUUUUCAAUUCAAGGUUUCCCAACAAUUAUGAUAUUUGGAGAUAAUAAAAAUAGUCCGAAACCAUACACAGGUGGUAGAGAUAUCGAUCAACUGAAUAAGGAAGCUCUGCGUGUACUUACUUCCUUAAUAAAAUCGAGAACAGGUUCUGGAUCUUCUGGUGACUCUGACAUCGGUGAUGUAAUAGAGCUUACAGACAGCAAUUUUGAUGCGAAGGUUCUCAACAGUCAGGAGCCAUGGUUGGUAGAAUUUUUCGCCCCUUGGUGUGGACAUUGUAAAAAUUUAAAACCUCAAUGGGACAAAGCAGCUCGUGAAUUGAAAGGGACCGUUAAAGUGGCUGCUUUAGAUGCCACAGUUCAUACUCAAAUGGCUCAGAAAUAUGGGAUUCGAGGUUACCCUACUAUCAAAUUUUUCCCUGCUGGACCAAAAACAGACGACCCUAUUGAUUACGACGGUGCUCGAAGUUCAGAAGCAAUCGUUGCAUGGGCCAUUGAAAAAGCAGAUGCUUCUGCUCCAGCACCAGAGAUUGUAGAAUUAACUUCAGGAAGUAUUUUGAAAGAGGCUUGUGAAAAUCAUCCACUGUGCAUCAUCAGUGUUUUCCCCAUGUUAUUCGAUUGUCAGUCAGAUUGUCGUAAGAAGUACUUGGAUUUACUGAAAACAGAGGCAGAUAAAUUUAAAAAACAGAAAUGGGGAUGGAUUUGGACUGAAGCUCUGAAACAUCCUGAAUUAGAAAAGAAACUAGAUAUUGGUGGUUCAGGAUAUCCUGCCAUGGUCGCUGUACAUGGGCGCAAAAAGAAAAGGACUACUCUUCGAGGUGCUUACAGCUCAACUGGUGUCCAUGAUUUUUUAAGACAGCUCUCAGUCGGCGGUGCUACUCUUCCUCUGUUUGAUGUGGAUUCGUUACCUGAACUAAAAACUGUUGAAGCCUGGGAUGGAAAAGAUGCUCAGCCUAUUGAAGAACAAGACUUCGACGAUUUAAAAGUGGAAUUAUGAUGGCAUGUGUGUUCCCUUUUUAUGAUCUCUUUCUCACAUCCCGUCAAUAAAAUUUGUUUCUGGAUAACAUUUUUGUUAUUGAAUGUCUCUUCCAUACUGUUGUACAAUUUAUUUAUUUCUUUGAAAAUUCCAUAAAUAUCACUUUUUUGUAAAUGGAUCGUUUUUAUUAAAUACCUUUUAUUAUAGGAAAUAUAUUUUUUUUCACUGAAUUCAGGUCAAAAUUAGAG